Malania oleifera is the source of this 1135-nucleotide messenger RNA. Its product is annotated as polyadenylate-binding protein-interacting protein 5-like. The record is from RefSeq and is a predicted model, not a curated record. Bases 224 to 826 code for a protein of 200 amino acids. Lineage: Eukaryota; Viridiplantae; Streptophyta; Magnoliopsida; Santalales; Ximeniaceae. Gene Ontology annotation, molecular function: ubiquitin binding. The transcript is spliced from 3 exons.
GUCAUUUCAACGUUUCAUCAUCGUCGUUCUCAUUCCUCUUACAAUAACGCCUUUUCUAAGCACUCUCCCAUGGUGGGCUCGAUUCCGCUCCGAUCAAUUCCGACUCCUGCAGGCACGCAUCCUCUCCCGACCACCAUCUUCUGCGAAGAUCGCUCGAUCUUUGGCUAGGAUUCCAGUGCACGUGCUCAACACGUGAGCGUUCAAUCCAUUGUAUAAAUUGACAAUGAAGCCAGGGAUGUCAUCCUUGAAUCCAUAUGCAGCAUCUUACAUACCACUUUCCAAGCGAGAAGCGAAGGAUGAAAACAUAUCUUCUGUGGUAGCAAUGGAGAAUUCUUUGAAGAAUGAAACUAGCUGCUCCAAAUCUCCUCCUGAAGUCCAGAAAGACCCCAAACAGAAGUGUCCCCAACCUUAUGAAUCAUUUGACCUUAACAUCUGUGGCAUUGAAGAAUUACUCACCGGUGAAGAUUUGAAGAAGGGUCAACAGAAUCCGACUGACCAUAUGGGAAAGCAAUUUGUAGAUGAAGAUUUUGAGAUGGAUCUGGCUUAUCUGGCAUCUAUAUUUCCCGGUGUAUCAGAGCAGUCCAUUUCUGAUGUUUACUCUGCAAAUGGGGGUGAUUUGGAUGCCUCAAUGGAUAUGCUGACCCAACUUGAGCCCUACCCUGUUGAUGUUUCGAAACAUCUUCCAGACAGCUUGGAUAUAGGAGAUGUUUCGGAAUUGAAAUAUUCAGGGGAAGGUUCAUCUGUGAAACUGAAGAGCGUCAAGUCCGGUGAAGCCAGCGGCUCAACUUCUGCUUCAUUAGAUUCUGAACCACACUUAAAUUGGUAGAACUGUUUUCUGGUUUCUCUGGAUGAUUUGAUAAAGAAAUAUAGUUUUCCCAACAUACAAAGAACUUGUGAAUUUUUCUUCUUUCUUUUUGCCCUUUUGGUUGCUGGCUUACUUCAAAUCAUGCCAGCUUGCACAUGAAACUUUUCAUUGUGUUUCUAUAUUUGGAAACUAUCAGUAUGCGCAUAGGCCAGAGAGACAGAAAAUGGUAAGGAAAAGGGUCCACCAGGUAGAGCUUCUCUUUGUUUCUAUGCUGGAUAUUCUAGUAGUAGCUCAUAUCAGCUGGAGAAUGGAGUCAUUUUCUUGCACUAA